AUGUCAAGUUUCUCCAGAUCAGCCCAGCAAUGGGCCACCUUCGCUCGUUCCUGGUUCCUUAUCGAUGCCAAGAUGCAGCCUCCCGGGAAGAUCGCAACCAUGUGUUCUGUUCGGUUACAGGGCAAACACAAGCCCAUCUACCAUGCAUUGAGUGACUGUGGUGACCAUGUAGUAGUAAUAAACACCAAACACAUAGCGUUCUCUGGAAACAAAUGGGAGCAGAAAGUCUACUCAUCACACACAGGGUAUCCAGGUGGAUUCAAACAAGUCACAGCUGCCCAGCUGCAUCUAAAAGACCCAAAAGCAAUUGUGAAGUUGGCAGUUUAUGGCAUGCUGCCUAAGAAUCUACACCGACGCACCAUGAUGCAGCGAUUACACAUCUUCCCUGAUGACGAGCUGCCAGACGACAUCCGAGCCAACCUGACGGAGGAGCUGCCUCAGCCGAGAGAAAUCCCCAGGAAACUCAGCGAGUACACGCAGGAGGAGAUAGACGCUUUCCCCAGGCUGUGGACGCCACCUGAAGACUACAAGAUGAAAUGACAUCGAGGCUGCUUGACGUGACCAAGGAUAAGGAUUUUUGUUUUUUGUUUUUUUAACAUCAACGCUGCACUGAAAGCAACAGACUCCUUGAUUAUAGCAUGAUAGCUGACAAAGUACUGAAAAAAUCUGGGGUCUUUUUAUAGGCUUUGCCCCGAAAUGUAAUCGCACACCACACCACACAAAACUGAUUUGCUCUGCUCAGACGAAACUUUACAAAAACAAAGUCAGACUGUGUGCGAAUCCAGGCAACAGCACUGGCAUCAAGGCUUGACUGGAGUCACAACCUAUCAUCAACACAAACCCUGUGCUACUCUGUACACAAUAUACCUCUGUCAGUUGUAUUACCCUCGACAGCAGACCUGAAUUAUCCAACAACAGCUUCAGAUUUUAUCAUGUGGGUCAGCAGUGAUCAGAGAAAAUCUGAUUCUAUGGAUUUUCCUCUGAUUAUGCGACCAUGAAAUGAUCAGAUCUGGCCCAUGUAAAAAAAAAAAAA
Molecule: messenger RNA, 1033 nt
Organism: Larimichthys crocea (large yellow croaker)
Lineage: Eukaryota; Metazoa; Chordata; Actinopteri; Sciaenidae
Gene: mrpl13
Product: mitochondrial ribosomal protein L13
Exons: 7
Coding region: 1-540 (179 amino acids)
Biological process (GO): translation; negative regulation of translation
Cellular component (GO): ribosome; mitochondrial large ribosomal subunit
Molecular function (GO): structural constituent of ribosome; mRNA binding
Source: RefSeq, a predicted model, not a curated record